AUGCACUACAGAUAUAUUUGGAGUUUGUGUCCCCUUCCUUUGGGUGGCCAUGAAAGAUGAAACUGAGCACUAAAAUAAAAAAGGAUUAGGAAACAAGUAUAGAGCUCUAACAUGAGCUGCUCUUUCAGCUUCCAAAUCACCAAGGCUUUGCCUUGUCUCCCUCAGCCUCAGUGCAGAAAAUCCCCUCUCUGUAUUCAAUCUAAAUACAAACCGAUCCAAUCAGCCAAGCUUGAUAAGCAGAAAGUUGCAUGCAUCAGUGGAAAGCCUGAAGACUACAAUGAUGAGAAGAAGUUCAGCUUGGCAGUUCAACUUGGUGCACUUUUUGCCGCUGUUGAGCAGCCAGCAUUAGCAGUGACUGGAGUGAAUAAUGAGGAGGAUUUGACAUGGGUUUUGAUCCAAUGGGCAAUUGUUGCCUUUUUCUAUUUCCUCGUUAUGCCACCAAUAAUCAUGAACUGGCUUAGGGUGAGAUGGUACAGGAGAAAGCUUUUUGAGAUGUACUUGCAGUUCAUGUUUAUCUUCAUUUUCUUUCCAGGGAUACUACUUUGGGCACCAUUUCUGAACUUCAGGAAAUUUCCAAGAGAUCCAUCCUUGAAGUACCCAUGGUCUACACCUGAAAAUCCGUCACAAAUAAAAAAUGCGUAUAGCAAGUAUCCUUAUGCUACGCCGGAGGAUUAUGACUGAAAAUUGCUGACACUUCUUUUACGAUUUAGGGCCUUGGAGUCCUAGGAAAACUCCCUUGUAUCAUAUAUCUUUCGUGAAAUUUUCAUACAAUUGUUUGAUUUGAAUUCUGAAUUCUUGCAAACCGCAUCAUUUCUUCUCUUACAUUUCUCUAGUCAUGUCUCAGAUGAUGAGAGAACUGGAAAUUUGUGUGGAUGCAUCUUCUGUUGACAUUAAUUCUAUCGAUAAUUUUGCA
Manihot esculenta (cassava) is the source of this 913-nucleotide messenger RNA. RefSeq names its product NAD(P)H-quinone oxidoreductase subunit L, chloroplastic. The transcript is spliced from 5 exons. The record is from RefSeq and is a predicted model, not a curated record. Gene Ontology annotation, molecular function: oxidoreductase activity, acting on NAD(P)H, quinone or similar compound as acceptor. NCBI's taxonomy places the organism in Eukaryota, Viridiplantae, Streptophyta, Magnoliopsida, Malpighiales, Euphorbiaceae. Bases 112 to 681 code for a protein of 189 amino acids.